AUGUCGGGGAAGGGCGCGAAGGGUCUGAUAAUGGGCAAGAGUGCCAGCAACAGCAACAGCAACAAAGACAAGGACAAGAAGAAACCCAUCUCUCGUUCCUCUCGUGCUGGGCUUCAGUUCCCGGUGGGUCGGAUCCACCGCCUCUUGAAGCAAAGGACCACCGCUAAUGGGAGGGUGGGAGCAACUGCUGCGGUUUAUUCUGCAGCUAUCUUGGAGUAUCUGACUGCUGAGGUGUUAGAGUUGGCAGGCAAUGCGAGCAAGGAUCUGAAGGUGAAACGUAUCACUCCCAGGCAUUUGCAGCUUGCUAUUCGUGGCGAUGAAGAACUUGAUACCCUGAUCAAAGGAACCAUUGCUGGUGGAGGUGUGAUCCCUCACAUUCACAAGUCACUAAUCAACAAAUCGACCAAGGAAUAG
Prunus armeniaca (apricot) is the source of this 414-nucleotide messenger RNA. The record is from the annotation of a GenBank genome assembly. NCBI's taxonomy places the organism in Eukaryota, Viridiplantae, Streptophyta, Magnoliopsida, Rosales, Rosaceae.